This is a messenger RNA of Paramormyrops kingsleyae, 2136 nucleotides long. It is a transcript of the gene foxf2b, whose product is annotated as forkhead box F2b. Gene Ontology annotation, cellular component: nucleus. The record is from RefSeq and is a predicted model, not a curated record. Gene Ontology annotation, biological process: animal organ morphogenesis; regulation of transcription by RNA polymerase II. Lineage: Eukaryota; Metazoa; Chordata; Actinopteri; Osteoglossiformes; Mormyridae. Gene Ontology annotation, molecular function: RNA polymerase II cis-regulatory region sequence-specific DNA binding; DNA-binding transcription factor activity, RNA polymerase II-specific.
GAGGAGGUAUGGGAGGGGGGGCAGAUUUACGAAUUGAUAGGUGGUCGCGUUUUGUUUGGCUGAGCGGGGUACGCAAAAGUCAAGGCGCUCUGUGUUUCCUCCUCUUAAAGGAUUAAGGCGAGUGAUGGCCACCAGGUGGGGGGCAGAACAGCAGUCCCUGCGACAGAGAAGCGCCAUCUCGGACGAAGCCGCGUCAACCACACAGAGAAUCGCGGCGUAUCUUCGUAAUACGGAAUUACAUUUGGAGACUAACCUCUCUCCCCCUCUCUCCUUCCGCGCGCGCGCUCUCUCUUUCUGAACAGACCUCUACACACUUCACUUCGUUUACAACGCACUGGAGAGACCAUCUGAACCGGAGAGUUUGUUUUUUUCCACGCAGUGCAUCGCGGUGAAACACAUUUAGCGGUCAAGUGGAGUUCAACAAGGAGUCUGUUCCUUCUAUCUAGAACGGUCAAAAUUUUACAAUAGAUAAUUAUAAAUUGAUACAAUUGUUUUGCUUUGUUCUUCGGGGUUUUGCGUUAGUAAACAGAAUAUGACGACUGAAACUGCGCAGCAGCAACUGGAUCCGCCGCCAGCUUUAAGAUCGAGUCCGGCAUCUGGAGUUAUGCAUACGGCUUUGAUGAACACGCAGUCCGUCGUAGAGAGUGCGGCAGGAGCCUCGUCCAAAGGAAAAAAGGCGAACUCUGGGCUGAGACGUCCAGAAAAACCACCCUAUUCAUAUAUCGCCCUCAUUGUCAUGGCGAUCCAAAGCUCCCCGACCAAACGGUUAACGCUGAGCGAAAUUUAUCAGUUCCUCCAGGCCAGGUUCCCGUUCUUCAGAGGAUCUUACCAGGGGUGGAAGAACUCCGUCAGACACAAUUUGUCACUAAAUGAAUGUUUCAUCAAAUUACCAAAGGGUCUAGGGAGACCGGGUAAAGGGCACUAUUGGACAAUUGACCCCGCCAGUGAGUUUAUGUUUGAGGAAGGAUCGUUUCGCCGCCGACCCCGGGGAUUCCGGAGAAAGUGUCAAGCUUUAAAACCCAUGUACCGGAUGAUGAAUGGAAUUGGGUUUGGUACCUCCAUAUUACCUCAAAGCUUUGACUUCCAAGCACCCACGGCGUCACUCGGAUGCCACACUAACAGUUAUAACUUAGACAUGAUGACGAAUUCCAUGGCAGGGGGCUACGAUGGGCUUAGCGGUGGACACCACGUUCCCCAUAUGUCCCCUAGCCCUGGAUCAACAUACAUGGCCAGUUGCCCAGUGACAUCCAACGGGGACUACGGGCCAGAUAGCAGCAGCAGCCCGGUGCCUUCCUCCCCAGCAAUGGCAAGUGCCCUGGAGUGCCACUCUCCAUAUACAAGUGCGUCGGCGCAUUGGGCAUCGGCAAGCGGCUCUCCGUACAUCAAACAGCAGUCUCUAGCUUCCAGCAGCCCAGCAUCCUCCGGCUUACAUUCCAGCAUGUCGUCUUACUCGCUGGAGCAGAGCUACCUCCACCAGAACACCAGGGACGCGGCUGACAUUUCAGUGGGGAUACCGCGAUAUCAGGCCCACUCAAGCCCUGUUUGUGACAGGAAAGAUUUCGUUUUGAACUUUAAUGGAAUCUCAUCAUUUCACCCUUCGGCCAGCGGAUCCUAUUAUCACCAUCACCACCAUCACCAUCAUCACCAGAGCGUCUGUCAGGACAUCAAGCCGUGCGUGAUGUGAGUGACGCACGCCGAGCAGUGUGAGGGCUAACGCGAGCAAUUACCAUACAAUACAAGUGGUCGUGUGUUUUUUCAGCAGGCCUCGACGUAUUCAAAAAGAGCAGCGCGAACCCCCCAAUUAUUUGCAGCACAGUGUAGUGUAAUAAGCAGUACGCUUACGCAUACAAUAAUAUAAAAAACAUAUUAAAAUAUGCAAAAUGUUUCUGCCAACAAACCACUUCGCCUUGUUCCUAUUUUGUUUAAAAGAUGCAAAUGCAAGCUUCUUUUAAAGAAGCUUUUUGUUUAAAAAAAUAUGAUUGUUUCCUGUCAUAAAUUGAAGUGAUACGACUAUAUUAAACAUAAUCUAUAUUCAAAUGUAUAGAAGUAAAUAUCCACGUACACAAUUCUUUUAAAAAUAAUAAUUCAUUUUCGUUUUGCACUUAUUGUAUUCCUUUUAGGAUUUGCUUAAGUAAC